AUGGCGGGACCCAUCCAAAUUGGAGACAUAGUUAACAUUGGGCGCAUUUGCUGGGAUUUGUAUCACUACGGUUGGGACAAGGACUACGGUGCAACAAAGCAAUAUGCCGAAUUUGGCCGUGAUGUUAGAGGCCUCGCAGACAAUCUCGACAUUCUUGGCCGUGUGGUGAUUCAGGCAGACCAGUCGCUUCGUAGGGAUGUAUCGUUCUCAAAGUCCCUGCGAUGGGAUCCCUCAUCUCUAGGAGAGAUUAUCGGAGACUACCAGGACACUCUCAAGGAAUGUUUCGAACUCAUUGAUGAGAACAACCGAUAUCGAUCAGCCAGCGGGCCUCUCAAAAACAUCGAAUGGAACGUCCUCGUUGCACCAGCAGCAGACCGGCUUCGGGCCAGAAUCGCCCUUCACAACUCCAAGAUUCUUCACGUACUGAAGCCAUUUGAAAUCGAUCUCCUACGUCGUAUCCGUGAAGACAUACACCAAGUUCACAUAGCCAUCCAAGCCGUCCACGGCGACUUGCAUCGCUUGAUAGGGGUUCUGGUCCCGGAUCUGCAGCAAGCACUAGACCAGCAAGCUCACAGGGAAGAACACACUCUUGAGGUUCCGGUCUUGGUCGAUGAAUCCUUUCAAAGAGCUUGGGAUUCUCGGUCUCCGAGCGACCCUGAACCAAGUCUUCGGGAGAUGACAGAUGCUUUUGUGCUUCAUUUCGACAAGUCCACGAUCAAUUUUACACCCAUAGGUAUCUUGGUGGAGAACAAGAUCCCGCCUUUGCACCAGUAUUUGAACUUGCUGAAAUGUGUUUGGUUGAAGAAGCAUAUUGAUCAGUCACCCGAACUCAGUGGCGUCGUUCGCGGAGUGUCUCACUGGCCAUCAUACAUUCAAGAGCUUAAGGACUGCCUUUCGACACAAUGUGUCCGAUUCCAGCAGGAUCUGGUGAAGCCAAGUCUGGAGGGUAUGGCACCAGAGAUGUUUGAGAUAUGGCCCGAGAAAGAGCUCCCGCAGCUUGUAGAUGUCGUGACCAAGGACGCGUUGAUGGAGCAAAUCCUCGACAUCCCUCUUCAAGGCUCUGCCGCCAACGUACAAAGAAGGCUGCAACUGCUGCGUCGAAUGGGCGCGGGUGGGAGAAGGUUUAGGAUCAAUAUCACCGGUGUAGAGCAGGGCACCGUCAAGAGCGCACGCCGCCAAGCCGAAACCAUUGACUUUGAUAUCACAUCAGUCAUCCUGAAUCCCCUCUACGCAGUUCCGUCGAGAUCCGGCGUUCUGGAUAUGAUCCUUCGCAAGGACGAGCGAAUUGCCAAGUUAUCCUUCACGACACUCAAGGACGUAGUGAAGUUCCAGCAAGGCGUCACUGGCUUCAAGGCUUUCGAUAAUUACUGCCAGUAUAACGCUAUGGUCAGCUUCGUCGUCUCAGGGCGAGACGAACCUUUGGUGGAAGAUGCUUGCGUUCAGUUCUGGAUUCCAAAACAGCUCGACGGCCAGCUUGUGACCAACAAUGAAGCCCUGGUAAAGGACGACGCAUACGCGAGGUCCUCGACCGCGGCGUCUUCAGCGUACGAUACGACGUCGAGACAAAAUACUCUGCGUAUGUGGAAUUCCACUGAUCCGUUCACGGCAAGCCCUACCGAGACGGUUCAGCGGAAUGAGCCCAAUGGUUUCUCGGCCCCCGAUAUCUAUCCCACGUCGGCCAGUUGGAUCUGGGUCCAGGAGAACGCCGGCGGCAAGCCCGACAGGUCAAUCAGGGACACUCUCGCCAUCCAGCCCUCCGCGAACUGGUCUAUUCCCUGCGUCAUGGUCUUCGGCAAGGGCGCCGUCCAUUUCCACGGUUAA
Colletotrichum karsti is the source of this 1821-nucleotide messenger RNA. RefSeq lists its product as uncharacterized. The record is from RefSeq and is a predicted model, not a curated record. Bases 1 to 1821 code for a protein of 606 amino acids. The transcript is spliced from 7 exons. Lineage: Eukaryota; Fungi; Ascomycota; Sordariomycetes; Glomerellales; Glomerellaceae.